AUGCCCGACAAUAUCAGCAAAAACAAAGACCCCAUUACUCCUACUUCUCCGCUCCCGGCCCGCCCGUAUAGAUCACACAAAAUACCGGCCUGCGAUUUUUGCCGGAAACGAAGAAGUCGUUGUACGCAGGAAAUCGCCGAUCAGCCAUGUCUUUUAUGUCGUAUGCACGGGGCCGCCUGUUCAAGAGCAGUCGACAAGCCCACGGCGACUACAAAGAGGCGGCGUCUGACAGACAAUACGCCCCCAGAAAUCCAGGGGCAGCAACCGAGACCCUCUCCGUCGCCUGCAGUAGGAUACCCCGACUACGUGGGGAGUGUCCAUCAACCCGCACGACGCCAAUCCGCAGCGACGCCUGGCUUUACUCAAAACGAUGCAUCUAAUCAAUCCGGUCACAUUGUCGGACCAGCAAUGGCUCGUGACGCCCAGGUUCUUGAGCGAUGCAUGUCGUCCAUUUACAACACAGCGGUUUCCUACGCCAGACCCAACCCGUACAGUGUUUACUCCGAUGAUACCCGCAACCCGGUUAUCUACAUGAAAGUUCCCCGGCAGCGUAACAUUGCGCCCUCAGGGAACGGCACUGCAGGGUUCAAACAGUUCGAGGCGAUGGAAAAGGUCGUUGAGCCCUUGGGGCCCGAACUAUGCAACGUCUACUUUAACAACAUCCAACCGCCAUUCCCGAUUCUAGACGAGAAGACCGUCUUAGAGGCUUACCAGCAUGAUGGUCUUCCGUAUGCACUAGCCUGUGAGAUUUAUGCUUGCUCGCUCCUUCUCUGGAGAAGUUCCCCAAACAUUACCGCUACUAGCCGUCCCGUGCCAGACAUUCGAUACAUGUGGAAUCUGACCGUCAGUGCGAUGAAUGAUGAUUUUCUGAGCCCCAAUUUUUCCACCGUCCUGGCUUGCAUCUUGGAUCUCCUAGGUCGUCCAAUCACUUCCAUCACCUAUAAUGCCAUCAAUGUCGGUCGGGUUGUUGCGCUGUCUCAGAGCCUGGGACUAAACCGAAACCCUACCACAUGGGGUCUUGACCCUCGUCAGAAGAGUCUUCGAAUACGAACUUGGUGGGGGAUUUUGAUUCAUGACCAAUGGGCGAGUCUCUCACACGGAACGCCCCCUCAUAUACACAAAUCAGUUUGGGAUGUGCCAUUACCGGACUCGGACUCAUUGCUGAUUAGCAUGCCAUCUGAUGCAACAUUCCCAUCUGAUGCUCGAAUACAGGGAGCUUACUCUUUUAUUGCUCUUUGCUCUCUGACUUCUCUUCUCGGGAAAAUAUUGCCACUAAUAUAUGUCCUGGAUACCCAGCCUCUGGAGAGCUCCUUCAGGGAGUUGCGACGACACGAAACCGCACUGAACGAGUGGGAAGAAAGUCUACAAUCCUGGCUAUGCCCCACUUCGCCGAGCUUCGAGAGAAAAGCAGCAGGGGCCCUAAAUCUACAACUCUCCUUUCUGGCAGUUAAGCUAUGCCUUUCUAGAAUUGCUCUCUUGGAGAUCCACCGAUCCAACGAGUCAGCUGUGGAUGAAGAUAAACUGUACUACCGGUCGAGAUGUCGGAAAGCCGCAAGAGCCGUAAUAGACUUCACAACCAGCUUGGAAAGAGAUGAGAUUAAUACCUUCUGGCUACCAUAUACAGCGUAUCACUUCACAUCGGCCGCCACGCUGACCCUCCGCUGUGCGCUAGAAGCUGAAAAUGCCGACACUGCACAAGAAUGUGUAGCCGGCGCAAAGAAGCUGAUGAGCUUCCUGCGCCGUAUGAAAAAUGACGCCAACUGGGAUCUUACCGACAUCUGCCUCGGACAAUGUGAAGCCGUUGUUGAUAGGUUAUGUGACACCGAUUAUCUAGAGAUGUGGCGAAAGCAUCCGCACGCUGGACAGCACGCAGGUGACAGGAUAAAUCAAGGUAAUAAUAGCAGUAACGCUUCAGGGCCUCAGUUUCCAGCCCAUGGGAACGGGGUCGACCAUGCAGGCCAGCCUGAGGCCCCGUUCCAACAACUCCCCAACCAGGCUACGGGCGACCCUGCAGUUGAUGGAAUUGGGGAUCCAAGCUUCCUUCAAACGUUCAUGACAUUCGGAUCUAUGCCAGGUCUGAUGGGCGAGACACCAGCAUUUCCCGAUCUUUGGCAGAUGCCGUAUCUAGAUGAGUACGGUUACCGUGGCAUUUAA
Molecule: messenger RNA, 2154 nt
Organism: Aspergillus puulaauensis
Lineage: Eukaryota; Fungi; Ascomycota; Eurotiomycetes; Eurotiales; Aspergillaceae
Product: Zn(II)2Cys6 transcription factor
Exons: 3
Coding region: 1-2154 (717 amino acids)
Biological process (GO): DNA-templated transcription
Cellular component (GO): nucleus
Molecular function (GO): DNA-binding transcription factor activity, RNA polymerase II-specific; zinc ion binding; DNA binding
Source: RefSeq, a predicted model, not a curated record